Messenger RNA from Saccostrea cuccullata (small rock oyster), 3407 nucleotides. RefSeq names its product sodium/potassium-transporting ATPase subunit beta-1-interacting protein 3-like. Lineage: Eukaryota; Metazoa; Mollusca; Bivalvia; Ostreida; Ostreidae. Gene Ontology annotation, biological process: regulation of sodium ion transport. The record is from RefSeq and is a predicted model, not a curated record. The transcript is spliced from 9 exons. Bases 111 to 1100 code for a protein of 329 amino acids.
CAUUCAUAUCCGCCUUACGACCGGGGAUUAUUCAUAACAAGAAAAUGGUUCGAAGAAAAAACAAAAAAAUGUGUUAGUAAGAACAGAUCUGAUCUCAAGGAAAAGUCAUAAUGUUCAAGAUGGCUUGUAAAGGAAAACUUAUUAAUAAAGCGUUAUAUACGACGCUUAUGGUUGUGAUUUGUCUUCAGUUGCUCAGCACACUGGAAAGACAAGUGUUUGAUUUUCUAGGGUAUAUGUGGGCACCCAUUAUUGCCAACACAGUUCAGAUCAUCUGUUGCAUUUUAGGAAUUUUUGGAACAUAUCAGAUGAAAGCACAGUUUGUAGUAGUGUAUUCAACAUGGUCAUUAAUGUGGUUAGGAUGGAAUAUAUUUGUCAUUUGUCUGUACUUAGAAGUUGGUGUUCUAAAUAGAAACAGAGAUCUGUUUAUAUUAACCAUUGGAACAAAGAACAAGAGUUGGUGGUUAGAGCAUGGAAUCGGAUGUAAGAUCACUAAUGACACGUGGAUGAGUGAUAAUCCGGUGAAGACGAGUCGGCUUAUCCCCCCAGAGGAGGCGGUAGAGGGAUGUCUCCUGGAUUAUUACUAUGUGGAGGUCAUCCACGCAGGCGUCCAGUGUCUGUUAGCCUUGAUUGGGUUCACUUCAUCAUGUGUCAGCAUAUCUGCAUUUAAUGAAGAAGAAGAAAGUUGUAGAGAAAAAUAUCUUUACAAACCUGCACCAAGUCAAAAAUGUGUCACAGAAAACACAGGAAAAUCUUCAUCUUCAGCAAAUGAUGAACUAGAGUUUGUUAAAAUGUAUUCCAAUUCCUCUCCCUCCAGACGUCGAUAUCAAAGUAAUGACAAUGUAACGCUAUCGUAUGACAACCACGGUAGUGAGUUCCCCACGCUAGACCGACCACCCAGCUAUGAGACCAGCAUGAGAGAGAGCACCGUUGUGAAUGACAUUUACGGCGCCGAUCGGCGCAGUGUUCGAAGUUUACGCAGCGUCAGAAGCAAAGCUAGUAAUAAAUCCAAAACAAAAAGCGAGAGACGAGAAGAGCUACCCUGGGUACAGAUUACGCCAUCAUCAAGCAACGUAGAUCAGCCAUUCCGGCAUUACCCCUAGUUAUUCCGUAGAUAUUGUAAAUCACUGGUUCUGUGUUCAGUCCUUUGAUGCUUAUAUUUUGUAAUAUUUAUAAUGUUAUACCAUCAUUUUAGGUGCAUUAUUGUCAAUCCAUAUAAGGAAAAUUAUUUUACAUGAAUGCAUGUUUAGGGAAGUCUGAUGCUGAUGCAUACUGAUUGUAUGAAGACUGAAAGACUGCAAUAGCUGCGGAUUUUGUACUCAAUAAUGAUACUAGCAUGUAUAUGUUUUUGUGAAAUGGAUAUUUAUGUGAAUUGCAUUUGGGACUUAAAUUGACUGGGAUUCUGUGAGAAUUUUUCCCACUCACUUUAAAAUUGUUUGUCUGGUGGGGAAACAUUUUGAUUGUACUUUGAUUGACUCUUGGAGGGGAAGAGCUCAAUAUGGAAACACUUUAAUGGUCAGACGUUGAACAUUUAAAUGUAGUCAAAUAUUUUUGGAUCCUGUUAAUUAUCAAGCUUAUACAUGUAUUUAUUGUUAUCAUCAAACAUCAGUACCCUGUUAUGGGGAGAUAACUCUAAACGGUGCAAUGGAAAAAACGCAGCCAACAUUAUCAUCACUGAACAAAUCUGGUGGAAACAGUUAACUUUAAUUUAAUGAACUCGUGCUUCAAGAUGUUAUUAACGAAGUGUGUAGCAUUUUACUUAUAAAAUAUACAGAAAAAUUACAGCUACAUACCAGUAUGUUAUUUGUUGUUUUGAUGGUCUCUAUGUAAUUCAAGUCAGUGUUUUGCCAAUGUUCCUCCUUUUAUUUGUACAUGUUCAUAUUAUACAUGUUUAAAUUAGAUCUGAUUGUUUAAUCUGAUGUAUUGAUAAAUUAAGAGCCGAGUUUUAAAACAAAUUUGUGUGACCUUCAAAUUUUUGAAGGAUAAAAUAAAAAUCAUAGCAGGUUUUAAGAAAAUGAAGAGCAAAGAGAAUAUGGCUUUUUCUUCAAGAUAAAACUACAAAAUGAUGGCAUGUAAAAAUAAAAGAAAUAAGACUGUACUUAUUUUGUUAAAUAUGAACAAUUAAUAUCUCAGCUGUGCCAUGAAGAGAUUGUGAUGAAAGUGGCUUAUACUGUGUGCAAAUUGUAGAUUUUUUUAACUAAGAUAAAAUAUAUAUGUGUGUUUGGAAUGAUUGUGAAUGUGUGUUUCUGUUUGUUUGUGGCUGUUCUCUAUGUUCACUGAUCAAAAGUAUGAACUUGUAUGUAAUUAAGUUAAUAGAUUUACAUAGCUUUUAAUUUGUUCACUUGUCACCUAGCUUUAAAUGAAAAGUAAAACUUGCCUGUAAAUAAGCCUUGUGUAUACUGUAUACAGGGAUAUUUUUGCCCUUUAUUAUUUCACCCUUUCUAACAUGCAAACAAUCCCCCCCCCCAACCCUUUUUUUAAAUUUGCCCAGACACAAAUGGGUUAAAAAUCUAAUUUUGUCUUUUUUGAAUUCACUGUGUUUUAGAUUUGACAACUGGAAAUAAGCACAAAAGAGACAAAAACUAGAGUGGGAGCAUCAUAUUCCUUGUAUACAGUAUUUGUUACAAGAAUAUACCAGUGUAUAAAUCCUUAGUUUGUUUUUCUGGUUAAACAGGGUUUGUGAGAAAACUGACAAAUGUCUAAUAACAAUUUUACCACAGAAGUAAAAAAAAAAAUAUUAUUUCAUUCUUUGUUUUUAGAAGAUGGAAAUACAAUUUCCUCUUUGUAGAUAUAAACUUUUGUUGAAUAAAAUAUUAUCUAGUUACACCAGCAGAAAAAAAAAACAUUGCAUAAACUUAUCUGUAUAUUUGGAGAAGUGUCCAGUGCAUCUACCUCCAUUUUUUAUUAUUUAUUAGACACAGUUGUCUUUUAUUUUAGAAUGAUAGGUGGAAGAAUAAUUAUGUACCCAUAGUUGGAUAAGCAUGAGGUAUUUAGUCUUUUACUUGUCACAGUGAGUAAUCAACAAGACCACCUGGGGGUAUCUGAUGAUGUUAUGUACCCAGACUCUGAUUUUAUUCAUGAAAGCAUGUCAAUAUGGGGUCCAAUUUCAUUAUCACAUUUUCAUUUUAUUUAUUUGUUUAAUUAAAACUUUCUUGUUCCUUUCUUGUAAUGGUUUGAUGAAAAAUUUGAAAAAGAUGAUGUAUAUCAUUUAUAAUUUUUUUCAGAUUUAAGCUUUUUCCUAUUUUGGGCCAAAUAGGUCUGUAUAUAUACAUACAGCUAGUUUUAAAACUGUGUUCCUUGUUUAAUAAUGCUUUAAGUAUUAUGAUAGUGCUAAUUAUGCACAUUUCUGUAGAUUUGUUAUUGGUCAAUUAUGUGUUUGUUAAAAUAAACACAGAUUUUAUCAUAUUUUG